Molecule: messenger RNA, 3573 nt
Organism: Closterium sp. Naga37s-1
Lineage: Eukaryota; Viridiplantae; Streptophyta; Zygnematophyceae; Desmidiales; Closteriaceae
Source: the annotation of a GenBank genome assembly
AUGCAGGACCUCGCAGGCUUGGGGAUCGAGACGGUGCAACUAGAUGUGACGUCCACAGCCUCCAUUCAAGAAGCCGUCAGCACAGUCAUUGCCAAGGCGGGCAGAAUAGACAUACUGGUGAAUAACGCGGGUGCGGGAUGUUUCGGCCCCAUGGCGGAGAUGCCUCUGGAUUCAUUCCGCAGCAACAUGGAAACUAAUGUGGUCGGCUUGCUGGCCGUCACUCAGGCGGUGGUGCCGCACAUGGUGGAGCAGGGCAGUGGCAAGGUCGUGAACAUAGGGUCGGUUUCAGCAUGGGUCACAACGCCCUUCGCUGGCACCUACUGUGCGGCCAAGGCAGCAGUGCACAGCAUCUCUCACGCGCUCAGAAUGGAGCUGAAACCGUUUGGCAUCCAAGUCAUGCUCGUUGCUCCGGGCGCCAUCAGGUCCAACUUUGGUGGCAAUUCUUCUUCUUCUGUCUCCCACCUGCGUCUCAAGAUAUUCUCCCGCUUCCAGCAGCAGAUAGAGGCCAGGGCAGGGGCCUCGCAAACCCCCCAGUCCACGCCAGGAGACGUGUUCGCCAGGGCUCUAGUGGAGAAAGCCAUGGGCAAGAAGGUACCCAUAGAGUGGGCGUUUGGGCACCUGGUGGGGUCAUUUCACUCUCAGCAGCGCGCCCCAGACUCUCAGCAGCGCGCCCCAGACUCUCAGCAGCGCGCCCCAGACUCUCAGCAGCGCGCCCCAGACUCUCAGCAGCGCGCCCCAGACUCUCAGCAGCGCGCCCCAGACUCUCAGCAGCGCGCCCCAGACUCUCAGCAGCGCGCCCCAGACUCUCAGCAGCGCGCCCCAGACUCUCAGCAGCGCGCCCCAGACUCUCAGCAGCGCGCCCCAGACUCUCAGCAGCGCGCCCCAGACUCUCAGCAGCGCGCCCCAGACUCUCAGCAGCGCGCCCCAGACUCUCAGCAGCGCGCCCCAGACUCUCAGCAGCGCGCCCCAGACUCUCAGCAGCGCGCCCCAGACUCUCAGCAGCGCGCCCCAGACUCUCAGCAGCGCGCCCCAGACUCUCAGCAGCGCGCCCAAGAGCUUCUUCGACAAAAAGCCAUGGCUCAUUCCUCUGUCGCUGUGAAAGCCGCGCCGUCCCUCGGCAGCGCACGCACGCGCUUCCCCAAGUCCUGCUCGACUGGUUCCAUGAAUCGCGGAGCUGCCUCAUCAUCGUCUACCAUGCUGUCCCCGCUCGCUUCCCCGCUCGUGUCCCCAUUCGCCUCCUUCGCCUCGCCUUUCGCCUCCCCAUUCGCCUCCCCUUUCGCCUCCCCAUUCGCCGCUUCCUUCGCUGCUGGGGAGAUCUUCCGCUCUUUGAAACCGGAUUUGCCAACACCCAAGACCUUAAGUCACGCCAGCGUGAAUUUUGGAGCCACGCCUGCCGAGGCUGCUUCCAUCGGCGCGGCAGGGGAAGAAGCGCCAUUGAAUGGCGUGGGCGCGGGCGCUGCGGGAAAGGACGUGGUGGGAAAGGGCGCAACAGGCAAGGGCUCAACGGGCAAGGGCGCUGAAGGCAAGGGCGGAGCGGGAGCUAAGGGCGCGCCGCGAAAGGACGUGGCAGGCAAGGGAGCGGAAUUCAAGGGUGCGGUGGAGGGAAAGGGCGCAACGGGCGCUGGCGCAGCGGGUAAGGGUGCGCCGAAGAAGGGCGCAGCGGGCAAGGGUGCGGCAGGAAAGGGCGCGGCUGAGGUCGCACCGAAAAAUGUGAUCGGCGCACCGAAGAAGGUCGCAGCCAAUGGCGCGGCGGGAAUGGUCGCACCGAACAAGGGCGCGGCGGCGACGAACGGCGCGGAUAACAAGGGCGCGGGCGGCAAGGGAGCGGCCGGCAAGGGCGCGACAGGCAAGGGAGCGGCCGGCAAGGUCGCGGCGGGCAAGGGCGCAGCCGGAAAGUUCGUGCCGAGCGAGUCGAACAAGGCCGCAACAGCGACUCACAGCGCCUCGAAUCAGCCUGCUGCUGCAAUGAUGGGAGCGAGCAACAAACUCGUGCGACCUCACAUGGCAACGGCCGAGGAUGUGGCGAUCCAUGGCGCUAAGACUGCAUCAGACGGCAAUGCAGCAAUCGCCCCGUCGAACGCACAAUCUCCGCGCCAACACGACGCGCGCCCUCACGUGGCGACGGCUGAGGACGUGGCAAUCCACGCCGUCCGUCCUCACAUGGCAACGGCUGAGGACGUGGCGAUCCACGGUGGCGCUGAGACGACAUCAGACAACGCGACACUUGCCCCGUCAAGCCGCGCACCCGCCGUGCGUCCUCACAUGGCAACGGCUGAGGACGUGGCGAUCGUUCCCCGGGCGGCGGCACCGGCGGCGGCGCCGGCGAGUCACAGCGCUGAGAAUCUGCCUGCUGCUGCGAAGAUGGAAACGAGCAACAAACCCGUGCGUCCUCACAUGGCGACGGCUGAGGACGUGGCGAUAGUUCACCCGGGAUCAGCAAAGGCGACGGCGGAAGGCGCAACAGUGGCUCCGAUGCGAGCGGGGGAGGGAAAGGCGCGUCCUCACAUGGCGACAGCUGAGGACGUGGCGAUCCGCACUGGGUUGCACAAGGCACAGCAGUUUCGCAUGGCGACUAGCAGCGAUGUGCUCAUUCGCAUAAGUGGGACCCAGGGCACCGUCAAGGGAGCACCCUCUCGCUUUUCUCGCCCCAGCAACAACAAUGGCUGGGAGUUUGAGGACAAUCAGCGCAACGGGUUCCACAAGGCACAGCAGUUUCGCAUGGCAACGAGCAGCGAUGUGGCCAUUCACAGGAGCGGGAUUCAAGGCGCGAACCGUGGUGUGAACUACGGGAGUGGGCUCGACAAGGCACCGCAGUUUCACAUGGCGACAGCCAGGGAUGUGGCCAUCCACAGGAGCGGUGGUGUGAACCGCGGUGUGAGCUAUGGGAAUGGGCUGAACAAGACACCGCAUUUUCGCAUGGCGACAAGCAGCGAUGUGGCCAUUACUCACAGGAGCGGGACUCAAGGCGAGAGCCGUGGUGUGAACUAUGGGAGUGAGCGGCUGGGUUCUCUUGCUUUUGCACAAGCUGACGGCGGCGACUGCGAUGGUGACAACAACGGCGACAACGGCGGGGAUAAUGGAACUGGUGGUGACAACGGCGUUGACAAUGGCAGCGGCAGCGAUGGAGGAGGAGGGCCGAUAGAUAUCGACGCGAUCCUGGAGGUGCACAACGCAGCGCGGCGGGAGGUGGGGGUGGCGGACCUGGCGUGGGACGACGGCGUGGCAGCAGCAGCGCAGGAGUGGGCGGACCAGCUGGCGGGCGCGGGGUGCCCGCUGCAGCAUGGCGGCGCAGAGGGGCUCGGGCAGAACCUGUACUGGCGCUCGCCGGCAGCGCUGACCCCCGAGGAGGAUCGCAUGGCGGUGCAGGCGUGGGUGGAUGAGAAGGCGGAUUGGACUCCCAGCCCGGUGCCCAAGGGGUGUGUGGAGGGGCGGAUGUGCGGGCAUUACACGCAGGUGGUGUGGGCGGGAACGACCCAUGUGGGGUGUGCGUCGGCGCAAUGCCCUGAUGGGGGUGGCAUGUGGGUGUGUGAUUACUCGCCCCAGGGGAACAUCAUUUGGUCCACUCCGUUUUAG